Messenger RNA from Trematosphaeria pertusa, 1716 nucleotides. RefSeq lists its product as uncharacterized. The transcript has a single exon. Bases 257 to 1531 code for a protein of 424 amino acids. The record is from RefSeq and is a predicted model, not a curated record. NCBI's taxonomy places the organism in Eukaryota, Fungi, Ascomycota, Dothideomycetes, Pleosporales, Trematosphaeriaceae.
UUCUCGGCGAUUGUCCAGGAGGGGGCCGACGAUUAAUCCAGAGUACCGAGCCAGCUUAACGUUUCUUGGUGCAGCUCUUGAGAACGCAGUUCGAAUCGGUGCGGUGAAGGAAGCGGGUGCGCAGUCUUUCACUCACUUUCCGGAAUAUAGACGGCCCGACCAACUUGUCUCCGCAGCAACCCAAAUUCCGCCUUCAUAACGUCGUUUUUCUUCCUCUACCACAGACAUACAGGCAUACAGACGAGUACCUCCCGCCAUGAGGCUGUGCGAACAAUGCGAGGAGCCAGGAAAACUGCGCUGCGGCGGCUGCCGUGAGAGCCACUAUUGCUCAAAGGAGUGCCAGGAGUUGGGUUGGUCAGUCCACAAACACCUCUGCAAGACUUUCAAAGACUUUCAUGACCGCCCUGCACCCGAAGAACCUCGUGGACGCGUCUAUCGGGCGAUAUACUUCCACCCGGAUGAGGACGUCCCACGCUUCGUAUGGCUGAAAUGCGAACGCGUAGUCCCCACUUAUCAAGACGUGUUGGCAGGAGGGUAUCUCGCCACCAACGAAGGGGAAGCCCAGCCUGACGUAUUCAUAUCUACCAACAGCCAUCCCAUCGGCAGGAAUCGGGCACUAGGCCGAAACCUCAAACACACCAUCGAGCUCGAGUUCCGCGAGGCAUUCCUGUACGACGGCUCCAAGCCCAACAAAGCCAUCCUCAAGAUUGUCGACAGAUCUUCAAAAUACUUGCAUAACUGGAAGGGCCCAAUUCUCGCUUACGGAACCGACCUUGUGCACUUCCCGUCUUCGGACCCAAAUCCACAUUAUGGUGUCGAUCUCACUCCUGUGGAUCUAAAGCAUCUCUCCGAUUAUCUUAGUACUUACCUCUGCCCCGAUCCCUUCGAUGACAGCGAGGUGCAGCAGGAGCGGAAGGCUCGACACAACGUUUUGAAAGCGGCGUUUAAAGAGGAAAUGGUGUUGGGCGUGCGUAUCAACUGCGAUGGGGAUGUCAAAGUGGACGGCCGUCCCAAGUACGAAGGCAUCAAGCUUCCUAUUUCGCAUCCCAUCUUCGGUCAGGAUCCCGUCGAUAUCUCAGACCAAGUCGGACUUUCAAUACUCGUGCGACGCGUUCCAGAUAGCGUGGAAGGAUGGGCUCGUCGGCCCGAUCAUGGUGGCUUUCGGAGACCUUGGGUGAACCAAGCUGCCACCUUCCUGCACCGAGAUCUCAACCCCAAUGCCGAGAGAGUCAAAUUCCAUAUCGAGUACACGUGCUUCACUGGAUUUGGAAUGGCGCCAAUCGAGUGGCAGAGGGGCGUGGGGGCUGUCAUGGCUAUCCGGAAAGACAAGAAGAAGCUCCAUCCGCACCACGUGGCGGCGCUUGUCGACUAUAGUCAGGUCCAUCUCACAGGGUGGUUUCAGGGUGCUCAUGAGGGUCGGAUUGCUCGGGAAGAUGCCCUUCGGCAAGUGAGCAGGGAGAAGUUCGAGCACUAUUGGAAGGAGUGGAAGGCUCGCAACAAAAGCACCCAGGUCUCGCCUUACGAGGUCUAGGGUGGCAGGUAAAAGAGAUAUGGGGAUUGGUGGUGCCGGAUGGCCUUCUAUGACGGCAAGAAACUGGGGCUAUGUCCUUUGCCGAAUGGGCUUGCUGGAAAUGCGUCACGGAAGCCCUCGGGAUAAUGCAUUCUGCUUUCGCCUUUAUCUCUCGGGAGAUAGAUACAAGGGCGGGCUCUUCCGAC